ACAGUCAUUGCAGAUGUUCAUGAAGCAAAAUACUUUGGUGUUGUUUUCGUCUGUUUGAAUUUCGCGUUGUAAUGCGUUCGUGACAGAUCAGUGUUUUCACGCGUGAAUAAGUGAGAUGCCUUAAUGAAAUAUUGCUGGUGAACACUUUCAGUGUCAUAAUGUCCGGUGGCAAAUCAGUAAUUGUACUAACACCGAACGGCAGACGCCAAACAGUGAAGGUUACACCGAACACCACGAUUUUGCAGGUCCUCGAAGAAGUAUGCCGUAAGCAUGGAUUUCAAGCAGAAGAAUAUGAUAUUAAACAUCACAAUCAUGUCUUGGACCUGACCUCAGCAAUACGUUUUUCUGGUCUUCCAAACAAUGCGCAAUUGGAAAUGGCACCAAUAGCUAAGCAACGAAAAGAAUCUGAAGUUACUGUUGCUCUACAGUCUGAGUCUGGAAGCAGGAACAUGGGAAGUUUUGUGCCAACAGAUAAUUUAUGGGAUAUUGUGCAGAAACUUUGUCCAGAAGGAAUAGAUAUUAGCUCGAACCCUGUGGUGAUAUAUAUGCGUUCAGAAGUAGUGGGCGUACAGAAACUUAGAGAAACAACAUUAAGAAAUCUGGGCAUAACUGGAGGUAGAGCCAUGUUGAGGUUGAUUCAACGUGCACCAGAAGAGCUCCAGUAUCAAGCCAAUGUAUCAGCUCCUUUACCACACAGACCUGUGGAACCUGUUACUAAAAAGGCACCUGAGAUUGCUAAAUCCCAACCAGAGCAGUUAAAAUUAUCACCUAAGGAGUUAAAACCCCACAAAGAAACUUCAAAGACAGUUGAAUCAGCAAUAAGGAAUGUUACUAGUGCAGACAUGGAAGGGUGUGUGCAUUCCACAGAUGUAACCAAUGUACAGCAAGUUACUACUAAAAUUGAAGAGAAAAAAGAAAAUCAGGACACAUUAAUUGAUUCUCAGAGGUGUACUGAAAAUAAAACAGAGAAAAUUGAUAGAGAUGAUGCUUUGAAGAUGGAUGUUCCUGUUGACAGAGAAGCUGCUCCUACCACAACACAUUGUACAGAUCCAGGUCCUGAACCUGUUGAAGAAGAACUUAUUCUAUUAGGUGAUAGAAAUGCCAUUGCUUUCAAUUCUGCUUGCGUGCAGAGUGCUGUUUAUGAUGAUCUCCCAGAUGAUUUUUUUGACCUGACUGUAGAGGAUGCACGGAUAUUACUGAGAGAUAUAAAACGUCGAAGAGCUGAACUGGAGGAUGCUCCAAUCGCAACGUCUGCCAUGAGGGAACUGGAAGCGUCAAAGCAGGUGCUCAACAACUUGGGCCGGUACAAGAAAUCUGUGAUACGAAUUUACUUUCCAGACCAGCUAGUUUUACAAGGCACUUUUGCUCCUCAUGAAACAGUCAGCACUGUGGCACAGUUUGUAAGGGGCUUCCUUUGUGAUCCUGAAUUACAGUUUUAUCUUUUUACAGCUCCUCCAAAGCAAGUACUUUCAGAUGACCUACAUCUAGUAGAAGCUGGCCUAAUUCCCAGUGCAGUGAUCCACUUUGGAUCAGAGGAACCUGCUGGGGAUGGAUCUUAUCUGAAACCUGACAUCAUGAAUCGGCUGACAUCCCCCAAUGCAGCUUUAAACAUAUCUAGUCGUCACAGGGCCACACCCCAUGUCACUCAGAAUCAGGAAACGGUAAAUACUGAUAAGCCAAGCACUAGUGGGACGCAGCCACAUCACUCUAAAGAGAACCCAGUUCACAAGUCAAGCCAGAGAGCAGCUACUGUUUCUUCGGACAUACAUCCAAAUAAAAUACCUAAGUGGUUUAAACCAUUAUAAUGUUUUGUUUGUAAUUGUAAGUUUUGGUUUGAUUUGAUGUUUUAUCCAUAUUUUUAUUAAAACUGCAUGUUCAUAAAAUUACUAUUUUGUCAAUAUAUUUUACCUGAAAUCUGAAAA
Schistocerca gregaria is the source of this 1922-nucleotide messenger RNA. RefSeq names its product tether containing UBX domain for GLUT4-like. Gene Ontology annotation, molecular function: protein binding. The transcript has 9 exons. The coding region runs from base 159 to 1805 and encodes 548 amino acids. The record is from RefSeq and is a predicted model, not a curated record. NCBI's taxonomy places the organism in Eukaryota, Metazoa, Arthropoda, Insecta, Orthoptera, Acrididae.